CAUUCACAAAAAACAAACUUCUACUUAAUUUGAGUCUCUUGAACCCAACCACUCCAAUCGAAACCAAAGUCGAACUUAGCUAAAGCUAAGCACUGAAUAUAUACAAGUAUCAAACAAGCUAAAUCUGCUGUUCGAAAGAAUGCACAUCAUCAAUCGCAAGAACUUAAGCGGCAAAGAGCUGGAAGAGGUUCACAAGUGGCUCCAUCAAAAUAACAUCAACUCGCUUCGCCUGCGUCGCGAAUUCUCCGAUGUGCUGCCUUUGGCUGAGCUGCUAAAGCGCGACUAUCCACGCCUUAUUGAUCUUUAUAACUACCCGAAAAAGAAUAGUGUUCAGCUAAAGAUGGUGAAUUGGGAGACGUUCAACUUUAAGGUUCUCUCAAAGUUCAAUCUGACACUGAGUCGCGAGCUUAUGGAGCUACUGGCCGGUGGUGUGCCCGGCGCCGCUGAGGUCCUGUUGCAUGAGAUAAUACGUUUGGAGAAGCGUCAGCGUUUGGUUGAAGAGCGGAACGCAUCACGACGUCAGGAGCAGGCCUGGGAAGAGAACGAUGAGGUCAAAACUGUUGUGAUUAACAAGCAGGUUGGCGAUGGGAUUGUUCAGGUGCCACAGAAAAUGAUACUAUAUUCUAUUUACGAGAAUGUGGUGCGCGAUAAUCAGGGAAAGGACGUUGUCAUUGAAGCCUAUCAGCAGCGAUUAUCACACAUGGAGAAUAUCAUUAAGGUCAAGACGGAACGCAUAGAGGAGUUGCUAAUGCAGGUGGGCAAGGGGACACAGAAGACGACUUCGUCUACGCUGUUUGCAUAUGAUUCGCUGGACUCCGAACGCAGGCGCAAUGCACCAGCACCGGCGCCUUCGGCUGACAAUUAAUGUGCAACGCAUUCUAGACGACCUUGGAAACCUAAAACAUAGUUCUGGGAGUGCACAUGGAUGCAUUUACUCAUUUACAUGCUUACGUAUUCAUAUAUUUCUGAAGUUAUUUGUAUUGCAGCUACCAUUAUGUACAUAUAUCCAGUUCCAGUUUUGUGGUUAACCAGAGGAAGGAAAGGCCCAUAACCAAAUUAUUGUAGUAAACGUCAAAAAAAAGCA
Molecule: messenger RNA, 1084 nt
Organism: Scaptodrosophila lebanonensis
Lineage: Eukaryota; Metazoa; Arthropoda; Insecta; Diptera; Drosophilidae
Product: sperm flagellar protein 1-like
Exons: 1
Coding region: 140-865 (241 amino acids)
Biological process (GO): regulation of cytoskeleton organization
Cellular component (GO): axoneme
Molecular function (GO): microtubule binding
Source: RefSeq, a predicted model, not a curated record